Molecule: messenger RNA, 1419 nt
Organism: Paraphaeosphaeria sporulosa
Lineage: Eukaryota; Fungi; Ascomycota; Dothideomycetes; Pleosporales; Didymosphaeriaceae
Product: gelsolin
Exons: 1
Coding region: 126-1316 (396 amino acids)
Molecular function (GO): actin filament binding
Source: RefSeq, a predicted model, not a curated record
CAACAACAACCUCAACGCCAUCCCGUCGACACUACUCCUUACAAGGCUUGUUCCGCGACUUGCUUCUCGUGCGAAUAAACGGUUUAGGCGACAUUUCUUAUACAAUUCCUCGGUCGAAGCCCUCCAUGCCCCCCCACGAAGGUCUCGUCCAUUUGGAAGAGUAUGACUGGCGUGAUUCUAACGUUGCGUUGAUCAACUCGGAUAUUGAUCAUAAGGUUAAGCAUCAGUCCGCUUCUACAGAGCCAGCCUGGAACAAUGGCAUCAUUGGGUGCGAAACAGGCCUGUUCAUUUGGCGAAUUGAAAGUUUCGAAGUCGUGCCUUGGCCUCAAGAACAGUAUGGCGCGUUUCAUGAAGGCGAUUCCUACAUCAUUCUGAAGAGUGAGCGGGUAAAGAAAGCCGCAGGUGAACAGAGCGGCAAUGAGGAUAAGCUGGUGCAUGACAUCUUCUUUUGGUUAGGAAGCCAUACCAGUCAAGAUGAGGCUGGCACAGCAGCGUACAAAACAGUUGAGCUGGAUGAAUUUCUCCACGGAACGGCCAUCCAACAUCGAGAGCUACAAUCGGCACCUUCAGAUGCGUUUUCCGCAUUAUUCCCGCGCCUGAAGAUCUUGCGGGGUGGGGUACGCUCUGGCUUCACACACGUCGACACCAAUGAAGAACAGACACACACCGACACGCUGCUGCGUAUUUUCAAGCACCCCAGCGCUGGCGCGGGCCGCGAUUCCAUCCUCGUGCACGAGGUAGAGCCCACAUGGCAAAGCCUGGACGAGGACGACGUGUUUGUUCUCGAUAAGGGUGACAAAAUAUUUGUGUGGCAGGGCAAAAAUUGUGCACCGAUGGAGAAAUUGAAGGCGGCGCAAGUAGUCAACGACAUGACUAUCGCGAAGCAUGUGGAAGUGGAGGUCCUGAGUCAAGCGGAGUCGCGUUCCAGAGUAGUGGUAGAUUACCUGGGUGGCGGCGGUAUCAACCCGUUGCAAACCAGGUUCAAAUCUCCAAGGCCAGUGUCUAGCGCGACAGCACGCGAGGUGAAGAAGUUGUUCCGGCUAAGCGACUCUGAAGGCCAAUUGUCAUUCAGCCUGGCCAAAGAGGGAAAUAGAAUCGAGAUGAACGAUCUGGACGGAAGCGAUGUGUUCCUGUUGGAUUCAGGAAGAACUGUUUGGGUUUGGGAAGGAAGGGGUGCGAGCAGGGCAGAGAAAGCAAUGUGGCUCAAAGUUGUGCAGCGCUAUGUCGCGCAGCAGGGAGACGCGGCCGGAGUAUCUUUUGUGAAAGUGUCGCAAGGGAGCGAAGGCAGAGCCUUCGUUGCCGCUCUCCAAGCAUAGGUAUCCUUGCUCUAGGUUUAUCGGCUAUUGUUUUGGUUCGCCUCUGCUUCUAAAUGUGGCCUAGAAGUGUGGUUCUGGAGAGCGGAGUAUGCGUGAGAGUGCU